This is a messenger RNA of Kwoniella botswanensis, 3003 nucleotides long. RefSeq lists its product as uncharacterized. NCBI's taxonomy places the organism in Eukaryota, Fungi, Basidiomycota, Tremellomycetes, Tremellales, Cryptococcaceae. Gene Ontology annotation, biological process: regulation of GTPase activity. The record is from RefSeq and is a predicted model, not a curated record. Bases 1 to 3003 code for a protein of 1000 amino acids. The transcript has 13 exons.
AUGCCAUCAGUAUUCCAAGCAGAGAUCAAUUACUGUUUGACCACUUACAACGCCCCACCCCCUCCUCAGAGUGAUUUGGAACCGACAUCGAAGAAGAAACGUUCUUCCGGAUUACAGCUGUUAAGACCCAAAUCGUCCUAUGGCGGAGGGAGAAAUACCGUCUUAUCGCCUGAACCAUCGGUGAAACCCCUACCUUCGUAUCCUAUCCCACCACCUCCACCUCCCCCGGCAGACCUGGACGAUGAAGAUAUAUCGUGGAAAAAGGAUAGGUAUGAUACUCAACGAGCUACUCUCAGACAUACACGAUCCAUACCGCAAUUACCACCUCUCACUCCACCUCGGGAUCCCACUCAGAAACGAAUAACUUCAGCGUCACUGACCAAUCGAUGGAGGAAGGGAGUAAUCGUCAUUCACGUACAUGGAGAGGGAGGUGGUCAAGGUGGUGGAUUGACAAUAUACGAUAAUGACGAAAUCAUCUUUCGACAAAUUAUCAGACCCCUCCCCGAACUAAACUGGGCGAAUGAUGAUGUUCAGAAAAUCCAUCCGUCGGUUUACGAUAGACCCUAUGUCUUAUCACUCCAUCUACCAAGUGGAGAUACUUACAAGAACGAUCUACGAAAAUCAUCCUCAAAAGCUAGACCGUUGAAACCUCAGAUGUCAAACUUGAGUAAGAUCGGUAGAAGAGCUAGGGGAUAUACGAUCACAAAAGUAGAUACGACCACUACGAGUACUUCUUCUUCCUCGGGCGUGACGACGGAACAUUCCAUUGGAUUCGAAGAAGAAGGUGAAGGUGAAGUAGGCAGGUUUACCCCCGACACAACAUUUUCAUCAUACAAUCACGAUUCAUCUUCAGAUCAAAUCCUGUUGAUGGAUUUUAACAAUGGGAAAGAGCAAAACGAAUGGUUCACUUUACUUCGCUCUUUUGGUGGAAGCUAUCUACCAAGAAUCAAACGAAGCUUGCAGAUUCGAGUCCUGGAUCUACAAGAGAGUAUGCCGCUCUCGAAUCUAACGCUAAAUACCCGAUCGACCAAAGAAGAAGGUCUAUCCCAUACGACUCCGUCAUUUGAUCAGAUCAGUGCGAGGUCAAGUGAACCGCCCAACCCCUCUUCGAGCAAGUUAUCGAAUAUGUCUGGGAAACAUGAGUGGAAAUCUGGUUGGGCAGGGAAGGAUAAGCUGAAAGUUGCAAUAUACACUGACAAACACCUGAUUGGACAAACAACUUGGGUCCAAGCUGAAGAUCGAUGCGAAAUACCAUUCUGGGCUGAAUUGUUCACUUUCGAGAAUAUAAAAGAAUUUUCAACUUGCACUCUCAAAAUCAGUCGUAUGCGUUCGGAUAAAAAUGCACAACCUUUCGCAACUGUCAAUCUACCUUUGGUACCAUCAUUCAUGAAAUCCAAAGAUGAGAGAUUCCCUAUAAUCUCCUCAUCGGGUCAUGUCGUUGGUGAAUUGCGUUUGAUAGUGAAUUUUACCAUUGUCAACGUGGUAGGUAUUCAAGUAUAUCCUCUACCUGAGGUAUUCCACGGGAUGGGUGGCACGAGGACGAUAUAUUAUAUGAUGUCGAAAGGUCUACUCGAUCAAUGUGUCGAUCUGUUUACGAGGUUCAACUGGGCUUUAGGAACCACUUUCAACAGGUUGGUUGAGAUGAGUGAGGUAGAAGCUAAAGCGAGCGGAGAUACCCUCUUCCGAGGGAACUCACCUAUGACUCGUCUGCUGGAAGCUACCAUGAGAUUGGUAUGUUUCGAUUUUUUACGAUUGUCGAUGGGUCCGACGGUUCAUGUCAUCCUGGAAAAUGAGAUUGAAGCGACACAUGAGAAUACGAGAAGUCUACUUAAACUUUUAGAUGAUUGUUGGGAAGAUAUGUAUACACAAAGAGGGACUUUCCCAAAUAUUCUUCGACAGGUGUUUGCGAUUUUGUUCAAGAAUGUCAAAGAAAAUCACGAAGAGAGAAAGCUAAGAUACAAAGCUGUAUCUUCAUUCCUCUUUCUUCGACUCAUUGGUCCAGCGUUGAUGCGACCCCACCUGUUUGGUCUCGCAAGGGGACUACCGAAAGUACCCGUACAGAAGACAUUGACCUUGAUAGCUAAGAUAUUCCAUACCAUGGCUUUUUUCACCUGGAGUGAUCCGGCUAGGGAUCCAGAGUUGGCGAAAUAUUCUUUUUUUAUGAAAAAAAACCACGAAACAAUGAUUGAUUACCUCUCAUCCUUCGCCACUCCCCUUGACGAUUUCCAAUGUCGACCUGAUCCACCCUCAUCAAUAGCCAUUUUUCUCACAAAGCGACUACCCUUGCUCCCACCUGACAUAAGUCAGGGUGUACCGAUGUUGACUGUUGCCGGACCGGUCGAGGUCGAUGCGGACGCUGCUGUGUUCUACGAGCUUUUGUAUCAGCGUCGUAAAGCCCGAGUUGGCGGUGCGGAAAUGACGAGAGAGGAUGGGGUUGUUCCUGGCGAAGAGGAGGAGAUGCAUGAUUUGCUGAGAACGAUGGAUCAAUUUAUAAGUAGUGUACAUAGGGCUAGUUAUGAGCAUGUCACGGGGGAUAAUGGGAGCUCAAUUCAUUCUGAUCCUCGAGAUUUACCAAAUACCAGUACCAAGGAAAUCCUUCGACCUAUCACCCCAUCAUCUCGACCAUCUUUACAGAUCGACAUCAACUCAGCUCAACGUGAUCGUAAAUUGGAUUUGACCCGAACAAGAUCGAAUUUAGUAGUGAACGAAAGGAACGAUCAGGCAUCUAAGAGGGUGGUGAUAAGUCCGAAUCUCAAUCCAACAAGUAUAAAUAAAUCUUCAAGCUCAAACUCAAGUUCCGGUGGUCCAGCGGGGAUGAUGAAAUGGUUGAAUUUCGGUUGGAUGUCACCUACGUUCAGACCGCCUGGUAUGGGAUAUGAAACGGAUUCAGCACAUCAUCAUAGGUAUAUACAUGGCGAUUAUGCUGAAGGCGGAAGUGGAUUGGGGCAUAGUAAUCCAUGGAAUGGGAGGUUGGGACAGAAGAAGGAUAAUGAGGUGGGUUAG